AUUUCCUUACAACGACAAUCUUCUCCGAGCCGAGUCGAAUGGUGUUCUCGAUAACUCUCCCACUCUCCUCCGCCCACCGCAAGGAGCCGUUCACGAUGCAAGCCGCUGAAGAGCUCACCUCGCUCGCAGAUCAGGAUGCUGAUAGCACGAAUAGCGAGGCUCGGUAUCUUGGGUAUGCAGCGAGACUAAGGACGGCGUUGCGCGCGGCACAUCGGUAUGUUGCGUAUACGAGUGACGUUGGAGAGGCGUUUCGGCCUGUUGUGAAUCCGCUUGUGGUGAGGAUGGCGUAUGGCGUUUCGUGGGCGUAUCUCGUUGGAGAUGUAGGCUUCGAAACAUGGAAAGCCCAACGUCGGGGUCCGAACCCACUCGAAGCUGCUACGUUUACAGAACCUCAACGUCUCGCACUCAUCGCCGCCAAACGGGGAACCUUCCAGGCAGUCGCGUCCAUGGCUCUCCCAGCCUUAACAAUCCAUACCAUAGUCCGCUACGCCGGCCGCGCCAUCACUCGAUUUCCGUCUCUCGCACCCCGCACCCGCGCCUGGGCACCAACAGCUCUUGGCCUCGCAGCCGUACCGUUUUUACCUUAUCUAUACGACAAACCUGUAGAAUUCGCGACCGAUUCAGUCGCAGAAUGGCUUGAACAUCGUUGGUAUGAGCAUAAAGCCACUGAGAAGCAGUUAGAGAAGAAGAAAGAGUUGUAGAGCAGUAGAUAAGACCACGUUGCUUUGAUACGACUGGAGCAAGGACGAAAUUUCUCGUUUCUUGGAUUGAUAGAUGUACGUAGAUGGAGGGAUAGAUUUUAGGAUUAGUAUUCCUUUCAUCUCAUUAAUUUAGAGUAACUGCUCCCCUUAUAGAUAUUAUGUUGUAUUACAUUUUAAUAGUGA
Fomitiporia mediterranea MF3/22 is the source of this 884-nucleotide messenger RNA. RefSeq lists its product as uncharacterized. The record is from RefSeq and is a predicted model, not a curated record. The coding region runs from base 96 to 701 and encodes 201 amino acids. Lineage: Eukaryota; Fungi; Basidiomycota; Agaricomycetes; Hymenochaetales; Hymenochaetaceae. Gene Ontology annotation, biological process: mitochondrial fission. Gene Ontology annotation, cellular component: mitochondrion. The transcript is spliced from 3 exons.